Messenger RNA from Babesia bovis T2Bo, 881 nucleotides. RefSeq lists its product as uncharacterized. Gene Ontology annotation, cellular component: mRNA cleavage factor complex. The transcript is spliced from 2 exons. Bases 211 to 876 code for a protein of 221 amino acids. NCBI's taxonomy places the organism in Eukaryota, Apicomplexa, Aconoidasida, Piroplasmida, Babesiidae. Gene Ontology annotation, molecular function: mRNA binding. The record is from RefSeq and is a predicted model, not a curated record.
AAGCAUUCUAAAUGUUAGUUCCAUAUUGUAUGUGUUAGUUAAUAUAUCACUUAUUGUACCAUGUCUCAUGAGAUAUAUUUAUCUAGUUCUAAGGGCAGUAUUUAGUGUGUUGUGUCUGUAGCAACGCGCGAUCAAUGUUUCUAGAGCAAUUAACACAUCACUGGUAUCGGCUAUUGUAUUGAUAUAUCCAUCUUUAUCGCAUAUUGUAACAUGGAUGACAGUACUGCUGGUCCAACAUCGGACGGUAACGACCGUCCUGAUUGGUUGGUAUAUCCUGAGGAUUCCUAUAGCUUUCGGGAUGAUUCUGCACCGAUAGGUCAAGGAUUACUGUUUAGGACACCUGAGUCAUUGCUUUGUAAGCGCAUACGUGCUUACAAUCAAAACGGUUUAAGGAUAACUGUUUAUGGAUUAAUCCUAUGUCAUCGUAAUGGCUUCCCGUGUAUACUUGUACUAAGGGAUACAUCUGGCAAUAUAGGUCUAUUAGGUGGCAAGUGCAAGUCUUUCGAGAACCCUCGUGAGGUGCUUAAACUGAAGUUAGCUAGGUUUGUAUCUACUUCUAGGAAGGGAGUUCACCAGCUUAAUGUGCGUGCUAAUGUUGAUACCAUUAUAGUUGGUGAGUUUAUGGGUGAGUUCUGGCGUGCUGAGUACGACUCGGAUGUUUUACCAUAUUUGCCUUUGCACAUUAACCGUCCUCGUGAGAAGAUAUUGAUAUACCAGGUCACACUUCGUGAACAGUGUUCGUUUAUCGCACCUGGUGACAUGCACAUUGAGCCAAUGGCGUUACAUGAGUUCUACUGUGCUGAGCAGAGUGUGGCGAUAUCCGCUUUGCCACACCUGCUGACGCGUUUCAACUUAUCGUUUAUGCAUCACGUUUGAUGGGG